Molecule: messenger RNA, 1830 nt
Organism: Dreissena polymorpha
Lineage: Eukaryota; Metazoa; Mollusca; Bivalvia; Myida; Dreissenidae
Exons: 5
Coding region: 94-1743 (549 amino acids)
Molecular function (GO): DNA-binding transcription factor activity
Source: RefSeq, a predicted model, not a curated record
UCCGGACCCUGGUCAAUUUUGCGCCGAAUAGGCUUGGGGUCGAUUUCCAAAUUUUACGGACUGGGCCGAAACGAUUGGGGCUGAUUUAUUAAGAUGGCUGCUGACAAUCUACUUAAAAGAAAAAAAGAGGAAGAUAAAGUAUAUUUAUUCAGUUGUUUAAAUGAGGCUAAAAUGUACAUUAAAGCUCAUGAAAAUGAAACAAGUAACCGGUAUAUAAUUGGAUACAGUACCAAAAAUUUUGGAAAUUCAGGAUUGUUUUCAGUUGUUACUUCAUCCUCCCAUAAGGUUUGUUGGGUCCAUGGGAUCAACCCUUACAUGUAUGUGAGCCUUGGACAUCAGGUUCUGAAAUGCCACCAUGGUACAGACAAGAAUAGCAAGAAAAAACUGGAAAUGGAAAAGAUGAAGAAAGAUAGCGCUGAGCAGCAUACAUAUGCAAAAAAGAAAACAAGGAAUACAGUAAAGCCAUCCAAAAAAAUGGACUGUCCUGCUGCCAUCAUUAUGAAGGAAGUGUUGAUAUUCUACCCUGAAGAGGGCACAAAUGAGCUUGAUAAAAAGAAAGCUACCUCCAGCGUGAGGAGUGACAUGAGCAAAGGCAUCAAGAAGAUUAUGGUGGUGUUUCCAAACAUCAAACACGAAAACCAUCCUAUAAAAGAGACAAUGAAUAGUGUCAACUCCAAGUGUAGAGCUUAUCAGUGUAAAUACUGCACACACAUUGACCGCAAGGGCAGGAUGGAGGGGCACAUCCUGAAGGUGCAUGUGCCAAUGGACAGAGCCCCUUUUUACUGUACAUUAUGUGAGUUCAGAUGCCAGAAUACGCGUGCUCUGCUGAAGCACAUCACCCAGUACUCUGGGCACGUGUCAGAGGAGCAGAGGUUGGGAAAGCCUGACUAUACACAAGUUCUCCGAAGGGCAAAGCAUCCAUUCUAUGUAACAGAGGCAGAUAUGGUGGCCUUGUCAGCUGAAGAGAGUGGCGUCUGGUUUGACAGGAACAAGUCGCAGUUUGAAGACCUAGAGGAAGAUGAAGAUGAAACUGUCUUCACAGCAGACGGCUCUAUGGUGCCUCUGUGGCUAAUCAAGCCGAUGACAGCGUCAGCAAACCUACCUAAGCCUAGCCUCCACAUCCCGGAAACACCCCGCAAAAAAGAGAGGUCUGGCCAGAUCUUCACGGCUGAACAGGCUUGCAGCAUUCUUGCAUCUCCCCAAAUGUCAGCGCCAUUGGACACAGUGGCAGUUCCUGAAACCUGGCUCUCAGCAGAUUUCCAACAAGAGGUAGUUGACAUGCCAACAUCAGGUCUUCAAACAAAUACGGGUUCUCUGUCAGCAAACGCCCAAAUCACAUCAUCUGAAAUAGCAGUGGAUAACACUUUCCAGCCAGUGCUUGCAUCAACUCGACCAGGAAUGAGGUGCAAAUCAACUCACACACCUGUGCAGGAUGAGGGAGAUCCAGAAAAUCAGUUUAUGGACUUUUUAGGAGACGGAGACGCCACACCAGUGACCCCUCGUGCUUUGAAAAGGCCUCUAACAACACCUUCAGGCCUAGUUCCACAAAAGAUCCAGCGAAUCGAGUCAACAACACAGCAGAGUUGUCCCACAUCAGUGAGCGCUUGCCAGUGUAGCACGGGUAAUGUAUUAAGAUCCAUAGCGAAGGUGGCGGAGGAGGUAGCCAAGAUCUCGAAGCAGCUUGUCAGUAUCCAGGAAGCAAUGGCCAAGGAGAGACGGUCACCACUGAAAAAUAAACAAUGACAUUAAUGAAUAAAUAUACUGUGAAUUUUCAUACAAAAAUGUUUUGUUAUAAACUGUUAAAUAUUUAAUUAAAGUUGAAUGUGUUUA